CUCAACUAAUCUUGAAUCUUGAACGCUUUACACAUUAAGCCUAUGAGAAGGUGGGAGUUACUCUGGGGUUUAGUACACAUGGCAUGAAGUACCUAUUGUACCUCUCAGAAACAUAAAGGAAAACAGCAUUAAUAUGAGUGGAAGUGAUCAGUUUAUUUGGGUGUUACAUGAAGGAGAUAUAAUAAACCUUGAAUGAGAGGGAUGAGGGAUUUUCAGUUGAGAAUUACAUAUUUUUUUUUUACCACUAUAGGGGCGGGGAUAACUAAAGAGUGCACAGGAAAUCAUAUGAUUCAUCGCAGUAUGUAAACGUGCACAUGGUACAGCUGAACAGCACCACAUCAAAUAUAUAUGUCACCUAAACUGUAGAUCGUAUAUAAGUGAGGUUUCAACACCCCAGUGGUUUUCAUACAGUCUUACAUCCCCCCUCUACAGGUUCACAGACAACAGUGCUCUUUUUUUUAUAGGGAAAGUGAUAUGAUUAUCCUGUCUAUCAUAUCAUAUCUGUGGGUGCUCAUCUUUUUAUGUAUUUUCAUUUGUAAUGGAUUUUUAAAUGCAGUGGAGGCAGCUUCGGAAUGCAAAAAAGGUAAAGUAUGAGUUUUAGAUUUUUAGGUGCUAUUGUGUAGCUUCUCUAUGUUUUGCUGGGAAUUAUACUCUACUGUGCAUUGAAUGUAGAUGUAUCUUGAAUACUUUUUUCUUUACUGUUGAUACUAUUAAAGUUACUUCUCAUGUGUUGAUACUUAUAAUUAAAUAAUGACUCUGAUGAGAACAAUUACAGUACAAGGACAAUAAUGUGAAUGAUAUUAUCAAGGUGAGAUGAUAAGCAGAGGGAAUGGAAGACUGUGUGAACCAUGCCCUGAAAAUCACUACCAGGCAGUACCAAAUCGCUCUCAGAAUUGUGUAAUCUGCACCUCCUGCCUUAACAGUAAGUUAUAAUCAUGUAGUAAGAAGUUAUAAUCAGUAUUAAUACAUUCUGUAAAGAAAUGACCUGUUGACAAAAUAGAAUAUCUGUAUAAUGAUCCCACACCAAAUCUUGAGUUGAAUCCAAAUAGCAUAAAAUAUGCCAGUGUAACCCACAGACAAUUUAUUUGUUUGUUUGUAUCAAUAAACUAUAAUAUCUUUGUUUGUAUUCAGACAGUGAAUUGAUAUCAGAGUGCACAAAGACUUCCGAUACUAUAUGUCAGUGUCGUACAGGAUUCAUUAGAAGAAACGAUCAGUCUUCGAUAUGCAAGUGUGCCAAGGGGUCUGGGCUGGAUCCAUCAGGUAAAGUUUGAGUAUGCAAUACUGAUGAUUUUUAAUGGAUUUGAUUAGUAAAUGUAAAUAACUGGCAUUAUAUCAUUUCUUGCCUCAGGAUUCAAAUGCAGUGAAUGUCAGGCUGGAUUCUUUACCACCAAAAUCGACUCUAAAUGUGUGAACUGGCGAGAGUAUGUAAAUAAACUAACUAGCAUUUGUCCAAUUUUUGCUAUUUGCUGAAGUAUCAAGCAAUCUCCUUACAUUUACAAUAUAAUGUUGGACUUUUUGUCAUCCGCUGGAAAAGCAUUUUAACGGCACUCUGACUCAUGGCUGUGUAUCUGCCUGUGUCUUAGGUGUAAGAGUGGAGUGAGGAUUCCGGGCAAUUCGACAUCAGAUGUGAUCUGUAAUGAUAAUUCAGAGACAGAGGGGAAGACCCUCCCCUCCACACACACCACUUUCCCAUCUGGCUCCAUCCAGACCUUUUCUAAGUCAUUGAUCCAGAGCCAAGGGUCAUCCCCUCAUCCUAAUGUGCCCACCUUUGCACCAGCCCCCACUAUCAAGGUGACCAAAGGUCCCAAGUUCUCAACGGCAGACUUUGGCCAAGGUAAAUGGUGUUCUUGACUCUCGUCCAUGACAUACAUUAAUAUAAAACUUUGUAUUACAGUUGAUCAUUGUAUAGCAUUAUAUGAAUAAUGCCUUAUUUCUGUCUUCCAGUAAUGACACUCUUUGGAACUGUCCUGCUGCUUACUUUUCUACUUACCGCUGUGACCUACAAACUGGUCAUCAUUCCUUGCAUCAAGAACCACAAGAAGCCGGCUGUCAGAACAUGUAUGUGCAACUGUUAGGGAAACUAGAAGUCACAAUCGUUAUGAGAAGUGUUACGUUAGUUUCUUUAGCUAUUAUGUGUGUUGUAGUUAUUUGAGCUUGAAGGACUCUUGAAUCUGGAAUGUCAUCUGUGUAUUCUGAUUCUAUUGUUCUACCCCAGCUCAGGACUCAAUGUGCCGGAGGCCAGUUGAAGAAAGUGGGGACAGCAGUCUCUCUUCCCUGGUAAAACCACCAAGCUUGGGGGAGCCAUGAUAGAGAUACCUGGCUAUCUGUCUGUCAAACUAUUCCUAUUGUCAAAAUGUUGCUAUUAUUCUCAAUGCCACUCAGAAUACAUUUCUUUAAAACCAGAAAAAACUUUAAACAGUGUUUGAAGAUUCUAAAAUAUGGUCAAUAUUUGAUUCCCAUGUAUUCUGUUAUUAUGGAAAAGCAUUUUAGACAUUACUUUGUUUUCAAUCUAUUUGUCAACAAUAUAAUUGUUCUCUGCUGCGCUGGGGGAUCUAGAUAUUAUGUUAUUUUCACAAAUGGCCUUCUGACAAAAUAAUGAUAAAUACUACUUCCUGUUCCUUCAGGUGUCUGUUUAGAUUUACAGGGGAGAUUAUGUGAAAACAAUGCUGUGGUGGCAAAAUGUGUAUUGUGUUAAAUGUUGUAGUUGUUUAUGUCUUUGCAAAUAAACCUUUUCACAUUUUACAUGA
Molecule: messenger RNA, 2747 nt
Organism: Coregonus sp. 'balchen'
Lineage: Eukaryota; Metazoa; Chordata; Actinopteri; Salmoniformes; Salmonidae
Source: the annotation of a GenBank genome assembly